AUGACUGUUCCUGAGCCUAGUGAAGCUGUCAAAUUGCGGGCGUUGAUUCCAAGGCAUCCUGGUCGUUGUCGUCGUCGUCGUGAGAUGCUUCGCGCGCGUGCGCUCAUCUCCCGCGGGCCUCAAUCUCCAGAAAUAGGCCGUGCCAGCAGGGCCAGGCAGCUCACCGGUGCCGCCACCAACCCUCCUGGCUGUCUCCAACCUGACCUGGCUGCAAUUUCCCAGGGCGCCGCCAUUGGCUCCAGGCCCUCAGAUGAGAUGCUCUUGCGGCCUAGCGGGUCAAAUUCAGGUACCAAGGCAGAGUAG
Bipolaris zeicola 26-R-13 is the source of this 303-nucleotide messenger RNA. RefSeq lists its product as uncharacterized. Lineage: Eukaryota; Fungi; Ascomycota; Dothideomycetes; Pleosporales; Pleosporaceae. Bases 1 to 303 code for a protein of 100 amino acids. The record is from RefSeq and is a predicted model, not a curated record. The transcript is spliced from 3 exons.